Messenger RNA from Nylanderia fulva, 2294 nucleotides. RefSeq names its product carbohydrate sulfotransferase 11. NCBI's taxonomy places the organism in Eukaryota, Metazoa, Arthropoda, Insecta, Hymenoptera, Formicidae. Gene Ontology annotation, biological process: carbohydrate biosynthetic process. The record is from RefSeq and is a predicted model, not a curated record. Gene Ontology annotation, cellular component: membrane. Gene Ontology annotation, molecular function: sulfotransferase activity.
AUGAAACGGCGGGCCGGUCAGUCGGUCGGUCGGUCUCGGGCCUGUCAGUGAUCUGCACGAUGCCGCCGUGAUCGGAACGGCAUCGCGUUUUCCUAGUGCGACACGCGCACGCAUCACGUGGCACGCACACCCGCGCGUCCGACUGUCCUGCCUCCUGCGACGCGAGGAUCACGUCCGACAUCCCUCGCACGCGACGUUCCACAACCCCGGAGGAGAAACGACGCCCGACGACGAGGACGUCGACGACGACGACGACGACGAUCACGCGCGACGACAAAUGCGUCAGUGAUCCCGCCGCCGGAUAUAUGCCCGGAGAAGUCCGAUAUGAGUACAGACGGAAGAACGUUUUCCGGGAGAAGAUGACCCCACGUCGUCGCGUCUUGGCAGGAGUUCGCCGUGCUAUUUUUGCCGCCAGUAUCCUGGCACUUAUCCUCCUGGCGCUGUCUUGCCAGGAUAGCACCAACACCUUGCAGCACGGGAAUUCACUGGAGGACGCGAAUCUGACACCGGAAGAAAAAAUAUUGGAGCAGAUCACUGCGGCGGAAACCGAACAACGUUUAAUAGCUAGACGGAAAUUUCUGGCGGAAAGAUGCGCCGAGGAAGGGCUCGAUCGUUCUGGUAACGAUUCACUUCACAAGCCGAACGCUUGGGAAUUUCUUGUAAAUAGAGAAUACCAUCUUAUAUGGUGUAACGUUUUCAAAGCAGCGUCCACGUCAUGGAUGUAUAACUUUAACUUACUUGCGGGAUAUAGCCCGCAAUUCCUGAAGGCCUCCAAGGCGGUGCCAGUUUCGCUGGCCAGACAAAGAUAUCCUAGACACACUGCGGAAGAGCUAGUUAAAUUUUUAAACGACAGCAUCAGUUUUUUGAUAGUGCGGCAUCCAUUCGAAAGAUUACUUAGUGCUUACAGGGACAAAUUGGAGCACAGUCUGCCGCACACGUUUCAUAGUAAUCUCGGUGCACACAUAGUUUGGCACUACAGAGCAAGGGAUCCGAAGACGAAUACAAGGCAAGGGCCGAGAUAUCCGCUCUUCGAAGAAUUCGUGCGAUGGUUAUUAUGUCAGUGGAGAGCGGGGAACGAUCUUGACAUGCAUUGGACGCCAGUUGUAAAUUUUUGUACACCCUGCCAAGUGCGAUUCGAUAUAAUAGCUAAAUUUGAGACUCUACAUGAGGAUCAAGAUUAUCUUAUAAAGCAAGCUCACGUGGGACACAUAAUUAAACCUGAAUGGAAAAAUCCAACCAGAGGUGUCCAAACGAAAGAUGUUAUAAAAAAUUAUUUUACGCAAUUAUCUAAAACGCAAAUCGAUGAGCUCUACGAGAUGUUCAGGUAUGACUUUGUAUUGUUUGACUACUCACCUGAAGAGUAUCUAGCUUUCGGAAGAGACGAAAUCACUACAUUGAUAUGUAAGUGAUAUGACAUUUCAUCCACAUGCUUAAUACAUGUGCGCGAAUGCAUCUCUAAUUUGAAAAAGUUCUAUAUUGAACUACAUACAACGAAGCUGUAGAUAGUAUUUAAAUAACAUUUGGAAGGAAAGGAAGCUAUGAUGUGUAUAUAGUAACAUUCAUGCCGUCGAUGCAUUUCUUACAUAGGACUUAAAAAAAAUAAAAUAAAAUAAAAUAAUACUUAAUAUAUGUCCUGAUUUUAUAACUUAUAUGUAAAAAACUGCGUUGUCGCAUUAAAUGAAUUUUGAUAGCGAGCAUAUGUUAAAGUUUAUCAAACUGUUGUACCAACUGUUUUGAAAAAUAGAACACAAUGGUGACUUGAUAAACAAUAAUAAAAAUGUCUUGCAAAUGUGAAUGAUGUAUAAUGUAAAAUUCGUUAUUUGUAUAGUUAAAUUAUUAAGAGAGCUAAAUUUUUAAAAAAUUUACAGUUCUCAGAUCUGAAAACUUGAUCGCUACUCAAUCAUUCAAAAAAUUUGCACAUUUCUCAAUUAUCUUAUGUUUUAAUGAAUAGAUUGAGAGUAUUUUACGAGUAUAUAAAAUUACUAUUAAUUAUUUAAUUAAUAGAUUGAGAGUAUUUUACGAGUAUUAAAAUCUUUAAAUAGGAGUGCGAUAAAAUUGAUCUGAGAGAAAAGUCUAGAUAGAUUUUAAAAAUUCUAGGAUGUGACAGAAUUGGAAAGAAUUUGUGAUAGUUCCAGUUUCGCAUAAUGCAAUAAAAAUAUUUAACUACGCUAUUGAGUUGUUCCUAACAACCGCACAAUAAUCUUUGUAUACGCAUGAUUACAAUAUAGUUACCACCACUGUAACAAUAGUAACGGUACCACUAUAACAAUAGUAAUAGUAUUGCCUCAAGGAAA